AUGGGCAGCGACAUCCAGAAGUCUCCCACGCGGAGCUCCAGGAGGCACCCCAGGCCCCACGACCUCAGGCCUUCUGGCUACCGCGCGAGGCCUCUCCAAGCUCCCUGGCUCGGGACUCCACCAAGCAGUCGUGGCUCCCCAUGUGGUUUUCACCAGAGACUAGUUAGCAGCCCCUCGGCCCGUGGUCAGCCCACAACCAGCACCAGCACAGGUUUCUCUUACAAAGGCCCCGACCAAGGGCUCGUGCGCAGUUUCAUAUGUGGAAAUGUAAACUUUGCAAGAAGAACCAGUUGUAACCGGUGUGGUCGAGAAAAAACAACCGAAGCCAAGAUGAUGAAAGCUGGUGGGACUGAAAUAGGAAAGACGCUCGCUGAGAAGAGCCGAGGCCUAUUUAGUGCUAACGACUGGCAGUGUAAAACUUGCAGUAAUGUGAAUUGGGCCAGGAGAUCCGAAUGUAACAUGUGCAAUACUCCCAAGUAUGCUAAACUAGAGGAAAGGACUGGAUAUGGUGGUGGUUUUAACGAAAGAGAAAAUGUGGAGUAUAUUGAACGAGAAGAGUCCGACGGAGAAUAUGAUGAGUUUGGUCGGAAAAAGAAAAAGUAUAGAGGGAAAGCAGUGGGACCUGCCUCUAUCUUAAAGGAAGUUGAGGAUAAAGAGUCCGAGGGAGAAGAAGAGGACGAGGAUGAAGAUCUAUCCAAAUACAAAUUGGAUGAGGAUGAGGAUGAAGAUGAUGCAGACCUAUCAAAAUAUAAUCUUGAUGCCAGCGAAGAGGAAGAUGGCAAUAAAAAGAAAUCCCACCGAAGAAGUCGCUCCAAGUCUCGAUCUUCCCACUCCCGAUCUUCAUCUCGCUCAUCCUCCCACUCAAGCUCAAGGUCUAGGUCCAGGUCCCGCUCAGGAAGCUCCUCCAGCUCCCGGUCAAGGUCUCGGUCCAGUUCCAGAGAACUUUCGAGAUCUCGUGGGUCGAAAUCCAGAUCCAGCUCCAGGUCCCACAGGGGGUCUUCCUCCCCACGAAAAAGAUCUUAUUCAAGUUCCUCAUCAUCUCCCGAGAGAGGCAGCAAACGAAGCCGUUCUAGAUCUUCUUCACCCGGUGAUCGCAAAAAAAGACGCACCAGAUCACGGUCACCCGAAAGGCGCCGCAGGUCAUCGUCCGGAUCGUCUCAUUCGGGUUCCCGUUCAAGCUCUAAAAAGAAAUAAUGUAUUAAAAUUUACACCUAAAAAAGUCCAGUAGAGUGCAUGAAGCCUAUUUUUAAGAAGUUUGGUGUCUUACUUGGUCAGAAGUGCUUAAUCUGCUAGUCGAGGUGCAUGUCCGUCGUUGCUUUCUGGAAAACUUCAGCUGUGUCCAUUCCUGAAAUGACAAGUCCAUGAGCAUUUUAAGCCAUAAUAGCCCCCCAAUAGUUGUCAUGUGUUUGUUGUUCUCUAAUUAUUUAAGAUGUGUUUUCUCUAAUUACUAGAGAGCUUGAUAUGACCAUGUUGUUCUUCAUUUUCAAAUAUUUCCUGAUGGUAGAGAAUCUGCUGACUUUUACACUUGGGGUCACAGAAGUCCCCAAGGCUUGCUGGGCUUUGGGCGUUCUGCCAGUGACUGUGGAGAGCUGGGUGGAAAAAGCCAUUUCUUCAGGUGUUGUGUUUACGAUUAUGCUCCACAACAGUAAAUUGGAGAGAUCCAGGAUGGGGCUUCUCUGCUGUGAAGCUCACCGUGAUGUCUGGAGAUCACUGUGGCUUGGGUUUUCCCUUUUUUACUUGUCCUCAAUGCUGCAUCCUGAGACAAUGUUCAAACUCUGUUCUCAGUUACCAGAGGAAGUGGCUUGUUUCUCCCUAAAUUAAUUUUGAGGUUUAGGCACUCAGUUCAAUAGAGUUUCUCUCUUUUGUGUUCCUUUCUUUGGCACAGCUUUGUAAGAAACAAACUUCCUUAGAUGGCCUUCUGGCCCCGUUAACAUUUCCAGUACUGGUUUAUAAUGGUGAAUGUGUAAGCUCGUGGGGGGGGGGGGGGGGUGUUUUUUUUGUUUUUUGCUUCAUUUUUAUUUUACUUUUCAAUUUUUUAAGAGGUUGGAUGUGACAUGUUCCUGAAAGCCCAUACAUAAGUGGGCAAACAAGGCUAAAAAUCUGAGACUCCUUAAGGAAGAGGAAAUUGAGAAACUAGCUGGGAAGUCUUCCCUGUUCGUGUUGUAAGGCAGGCGGUCCCUGAUGUCUGGGCCCUCGAGGGGAUGAGCCCUGGCUCUGCCCUGUUUCGCCUUUCUUAAACACACCUUGGGAGGUUUCCUUGUGAUGUACAAAGGAAUGUAACCGCAAAUUGUCAUUGCCCCCAUUCCCUAGAAACGGCUUAUGGCUUAAAAUGCUUUCAGGAAUUUGUUUGAUUUCUGUAUCAAAAUCUGGUCUCUGGAGCUCCGUAGAGUCUG
This is a messenger RNA of Gracilinanus agilis (Agile Gracile Mouse Opossum), 2393 nucleotides long. RefSeq names its product zinc finger RANBP2-type containing 2 (gene ZRANB2). The coding region runs from base 1 to 1194 and encodes 397 amino acids. The transcript is spliced from 10 exons. Gene Ontology annotation, molecular function: RNA binding; lipopolysaccharide binding. NCBI's taxonomy places the organism in Eukaryota, Metazoa, Chordata, Mammalia, Didelphimorphia, Didelphidae. The record is from RefSeq and is a predicted model, not a curated record.